GCCACAGCGCCGGAGCCGCAGGCGGAGCAGGGGCCGCCCCUCCGCACAGGCCCCGUCCCGCCCCUGGCCCGGUCCGGCCCGCGGGCCUCGCGUCCGUGUCGCCGUCUGUCGGAGCGAGUGCAGCGGGCGCGGCGGGCCACGGCCGCCCUGCUCACAGCGCCCCCACAUGGCGAACUUCACACCAGGCAACGGCAGCUCCGGCAACCAGUCUAUGCGCCUGGUCACUGCGGCCCACAACCGCUACGAGACCGUGGAGAUGGUGUUCAUCGCCACGGUGACUGGCUCGCUGAGCCUGGUGACCGUGGUGGGCAAUAUCCUAGUGAUGCUGUCCAUUAAGGUCAACAGGCAGCUGCAGACGGUCAACAACUAUUUCCUGUUCAGCCUGGCGUGCGCUGACCUCAUCAUAGGCGCCUUCUCCAUGAACCUGUACACCGUGUACAUCAUCAAGGGCUACUGGCCCCUGGGCGCCGUGGUCUGUGACCUGUGGCUGGCCCUGGACUACGUGGUGAGCAAUGCCUCUGUCAUGAACCUUCUCAUCAUCAGCUUUGACCGCUACUUCUGCGUCACCAAGCCACUCACCUACCCUGCCCGGCGGACCACCAAGAUGGCAGGCCUCAUGAUUGCCGCUGCCUGGGUCCUGUCUUUUGUGCUCUGGGCGCCUGCUAUCCUGUUCUGGCAGUUUGUGGUGGGUAAGAGGACAGUACCUGACAAUCAGUGCUUCAUCCAGUUCCUGUCCAACCCGGCGGUGACCUUCGGCACGGCCAUUGCGGCCUUUUACCUGCCUGUGGUCAUCAUGACGGUGCUCUACAUCCACAUCUCUCUGGCCAGUCGCAGCCGAGUCCACAAGCACCGGCCCGAAGGCCCCAAGGAGAAGAAGGCCAAGACCCUGGCCUUCCUCAAGAGCCCGCUGGUCAAGCAGAGCAUCAAGAAGCCCCCUCCGGGUGCCAUGGCCCGUGAGGAGCUGCGCAACGGGAAGCUGGAGGAGGCUCCACCACCGGCCCUGCCACCACCACCGCGCCCAGUGGCAGACAAGGACACCUCCAAUGAGUCCAGCUCGGGCAGCGCUACCCAGAACACCAAGGAACGUCCAGCCACGGAGCUGUCCACCACAGAGACCACCACUCCCGCCGUGGCCGCCCCCACCCUGCAGCCUCGGACCCUCAACCCGGCAUCCAAAUGGUCCAAGAUCCAGAUAGUGACGAAGCAGACGGGCAAUGAGUGUGUGACAGCCAUCGAGAUUGUGCCUGCCACACCAGCCGGCAUGCGCCCCGCAGCCAAUGUUGCCCGAAAGUUUGCCAGCAUUGCUCGAAACCAGGUGCGCAAGAAGCGGCAGAUGGCGGCCCGGGAACGCAAGGUGACACGGACCAUCUUUGCCAUCCUGCUGGCCUUCAUCCUCACGUGGACGCCCUACAACGUCAUGGUCCUGGUGAACACCUUCUGCCGGAGCUGCAUCCCCGAAACGAUGUGGUCCAUCGGCUACUGGCUCUGCUAUGUCAACAGCACCAUCAACCCUGCCUGCUACGCGCUCUGCAACGCUACCUUUAAAAAGACCUUCCGGCACCUGCUACUGUGCCAGUACCGCAACAUUGGCACGGCCAGGUAGGCAGGCAGGCGGGCAGGCCCAGGAGGUGCUGGGGGACCCCGACAUGGAGGCCCGGCUCCACGUUCACGUUCGCUGAGGAUGGAAGUGGCUCUGGCUGGAUUUGGAGAGCAGAUCCAGCUGGGGCCCAGGAGGCUCUGCGCAGGGAAGUCUGAACUGCCCAUGUCUGACGCCCUGCCUCAGGAGGUUGGGGACACUAGCCCGGGUACGCAGUGGCCCCAUGGUAGCCAAGAAGCAGCGGAGCAGGAAGGAUGGACAAGUGGAGGGCAGCAGAGGGGUCAGGCCCAGAAGGACGGAAGUGUGGGUUCCCCAUUCUGGUGUGAUCGGUGCUUUCCGUCUCCCUGCGCCCCGCAUGUAGGCUCAGCCCCUUUCCCCAAGCCCCAUGGGGGGGCGGGCAGAGCUGCCCUUUGCCACAGCUGCUCAGGCAGCCGCUGGGGCUGCUGUGUGUGUGGGCGCAGGCUAGGUGCCCCAGGCCUCUCUUUCCCCUCCUGUUCCCUCGCGCUGGCAGGAGGCAGCAGUCAGGUCAGGGAGGCCCAGGCCAGGGCUCUCAGCUGCAUUCCUACAGGUUUAAGGGAGAAGAGAGAACUUGGGGACCCACUCAGGCCUCAGCAGAACUUCCUGCCUGGCAAUGGCUGGUCCAGGUGGCCUCUGACCAGCAAGGCCGAUGAGCCCCAUGGAAUCACAGGUCCCUUCCGCAGCCCAGUGGGAAUCCUUUCGGGAGCCCCAAGGAUGGUCUUUCAUCAGUGUUCUGCUUUCCCACAGGGAGCCCUGGCCAAGCCCCAAGCCUCCUAAGCCCACCGGGCCUGGUCCCACGGCUGUCCCUCCCCGCAAAGCUGCACAGCCUACUCCCCCGGAAGGGGCUUUUAUAUAUUGGAAAGAAAAGCUUUUAUUGGGAAAGAA
Molecule: messenger RNA, 2500 nt
Organism: Cavia porcellus (domestic guinea pig)
Lineage: Eukaryota; Metazoa; Chordata; Mammalia; Rodentia; Caviidae
Gene: Chrm4
Product: cholinergic receptor muscarinic 4
Exons: 2
Coding region: 167-1603 (478 amino acids)
Biological process (GO): regulation of locomotion; chemical synaptic transmission; adenylate cyclase-inhibiting G protein-coupled acetylcholine receptor signaling pathway
Cellular component (GO): plasma membrane; synapse; dendrite
Molecular function (GO): G protein-coupled serotonin receptor activity; G protein-coupled acetylcholine receptor activity
Source: RefSeq, a predicted model, not a curated record